Camelus dromedarius (Arabian camel) is the source of this 2724-nucleotide messenger RNA. RefSeq names its product solute carrier family 5 member 8 (gene SLC5A8). Bases 1 to 1836 code for a protein of 611 amino acids. Gene Ontology annotation, molecular function: organic acid:sodium symporter activity. Gene Ontology annotation, biological process: sodium ion transport; propanoate transmembrane transport. The transcript is spliced from 15 exons. Lineage: Eukaryota; Metazoa; Chordata; Mammalia; Artiodactyla; Camelidae. The record is from RefSeq and is a predicted model, not a curated record. Gene Ontology annotation, cellular component: membrane; extracellular exosome.
AUGGAGGCACCGCGGGGCAUCGGCACCUUUGCGGUGUGGGACUACGUCGUGUUCGCCGCGAUGCUGCUCAUCUCGGCCGUCGUCGGCAUCUACCAUGCCUUCGCGGCGGGCGGCCAGCAGACCCCCAAGGACUUCUUGAUGGGCGGCCGCAGGAUGACCGCCGUGCCGGUGGCGCUGUCCCUCACCGCCAGCUUCAUGUCGGCGGUCACCGUCCUGGGCUCCCCGUCUGAGGUCUACCGUUUUGGGGCCAUAUUCAGCAUCUUUGCCAUCACCUACUUCCUUGUGGUGGUCAUCAGCGCGGAGGUCUUCCUUCCGGUGUUCUACAAACUGGGAAUUACCAGCACCUACGAGUAUUUAGAACUUCGAUUUAACAAAUAUGUUCGUCUCUGUGGAACAUUCCUCUUCAUUGUUCUAACAAUUCUGUAUACUGGAAUCGUUAUUUAUGCCCCUGCCCUGGCUUUGAAUCAAGCCACAGGAUUCGAUCUGUGGGGUGCAGUGGUGGCUACAGGGGUGGUCUGCACAUUCUACUGCACGCUGGGUGGUCUUAAAGCGGUUAUCUGGACGGACGUUUUUCAAGUUGGGAUCAUGGUGGCCGGAUUUGCAUCUGUGAUUAUACAGGCUGCACUGAUUCAAGGUGGAAUUAGCACUAUUCUAAAUGAUGCCUAUAAUGGUGGAAGAUUAAACUUCUGGAAUCUUAAUCCUAAUCCUUUGCAAAGACACACAUUCUGGACGAUUAUUAUAGGAGGGACGUUCACGUGGACCAGCAUCUAUGGUGUCAACCAGUCCCAAGUGCAGAGAUAUAUUUCCUGUAAAAGCAGAUUCCAGGCAAAAAUGUCUCUCUACAUCAAUCUUGUGGCACUCUGGGCAAUCCUCACCUGCUCAGUGCUUUGUGGGCUCGCGCUGUAUUCCAGAUACCAUGACUGUGAUCCUUGGACAGCCAAGAAAGUGUCUGCACCAGACCAGCUCAUGCCUUAUUUGGUACUGGACAUUCUGCAAGAUUACCCAGGAGUUCCUGGACUUUUUGUGGCCUGUGCUUACAGCGGAACAUUGAGCACAGUGUCCUCCAGUAUUAAUGCUUUAGCAGCAGUAACUGUGGAAGAUCUAGUCAAACCUCACUUCACAUCUCUCUCAGAAAGGUCUCUCUCUUGGAUUUCCCAAGGACUGAGUGUGCUGUUUGGAGUCCUGUGUAUUGGAAUGGCUGCGCUAGCGUCACUAAUGGGAUCUUUGUUGCAGGCAGCACUCAGCAUAUUUGGCAUGAUUGGUGGACCACUUUUGGGCUUGUUUGCUUUGGGUAUUUUGGUUCCCUUUGCCAACUCAAUUGGAGCACUUGUUGGUCUACUGGCCGGGUUUGCCAUUACUUUGUGGGUCGGAAUUGGAGCUCAACUUUAUCCUCCACUUCCUGAGAGAACUAUGCCAUUAAGGCUUGAAACCUAUGGCUGUAAUAGCACAUACAAUGGGACAAAUUGGAUGACAACCACAGAAAUGCCAUUUUCUACCAGUGCUUUUCAAGUACACAACAUUGAAAGGACCGCACUAAUGGAUAACUGGUAUUCUUUAUCAUACCUGUACUUCAGCACUCUCGGAACUUUGGUAACGUUAUUCGUGGGAAUACUUACCAGUUUAUCAACAGGAGGAAGAAAACAGAACGUAGACCGCAGAUUCCUACUAACCAAAGAGGACUUUACAUCCAAUUUUGACAUCUUUAAGAAAAAGAAGCAAGUUUUAAACACUAAAUCUCAUCCAAUAGAAGAUGGCGGAAAUGACAAUCCUGCCUUCAACCAUAUUGAAUUGAACUGCACAGAUCAAAGUGCCAAGACCAGUGGGACUCGUUUGUGAAGCAGCUGUGACACUAAGUGAUCUUAAACAGUGUCCCAGUUUUCUGUGUUUUCUAAGAUAAUUGGAUCAGGUUUAGGUUUUUCUGUUUUGUUUGGUUUGGUUUGGUUUAUCAUGAGCAUUUGGGGGGAGAUCUUUGGGGGGAUAAAUUUUUGUUAAAGCGAAGUCCUGACUUUACUUACUACACUCACUAGUUGAUGCUACUCUGGAGGUAAGAGUUUCAACAUCAGCAUUUCCCUCUCUCUUUUAUUUCAAUGAAGCUUGUGAAAGUUAUGAAAGUUGUGACUUCAUGUGUGCUUAAAAGGUAAAUACACAUACUUGAUGGUCAGAAGCAUAUUCUUAAAUUUGGGCAUUAUUAAACAUAUUUCCAUGCAUUUGGUGCUAACAUAUACAUUUUGGGGUUCACCAAAAUCAUAAUUAAUAUUGAAAAGGACAUUUCUCCCUCCUACCACAUACUCCAUUCUUAGGGAGCAAUGAAGUGACAGGUCUGUGUUGUCUAGAUCUUUGCUUCUCAUCAACCCUAUCAGCCCACGGCACAUAAAAACCUUGAAAUGGAUCCUGGCUCAGGACGCAUCCUGUUUGGGACAGAAUCUAGGCCCAGUGAUCAAGGCCUUCUUGGUGCUAUGCAUGUAUUUUUGUGCCUUUUUUGCUUGUUAUCUAGAGCUCCUGGCCAUUGGCUGCUUAUUUUGCUUUUCUUAGACUCUGGUUCUUAUCUGCAUUCCUAGUUUCUGACCCAUGAACUUUGGUUUUGUUGUUCAUUUUACCUUUGCUUGCCUUCCUAAUUUCCUGUUCACUCUACUGCCUACAUAAUUAUAUUUGGGCUUGCAUGUGUCUUGAGACACCCAUUGUGAAUCAUGCUACCCUGGAUCCUGGUUCACAUCUCAGCCUAUA